AUGGCGUCGUACGUCGACCCCUUUACUGAAGAGCCCAAACAGGUCCUACCAACAUUGGGCGAGCUCUACGACAUUGACUCGGUACCUGGCCACCCCAAUCAAGCCAAUAUGGUUGAUGCGCGGGCCUCUACGCUUGAUCACUCUGAGUAUUUCCAACUGCCACCAUCAAUAAACCACGCGGCCCGUCUUAAUGCUCACUUUGUUGUUCGCGAGACUGUAAGCGAGACAAACCACAGGUGGCGACCAGCGACCGAGUUUGACGAGCCUGUCUGGGGGUGGGUGGUCGUUAAUUAUGUUGACCGCGGGCUGCAGUUCUUCCUCCCUGAUGGUACUUUCUACCGGGAGGUUCGAACAACGGCCAGCGACGUCAGGUGGCUUCCAUUUGGCGACCCCCCCGAAUUUGAUGCCUCUAGUGAGACGCAGCUCGCCGCACUGAUCAAGCGGCUCGUGAACGAUGACGACACAUACCUAGCGGCAUUUAUAGACAUGAUCAUGUCGGCGCUUGCCAACACAGUGCCUCCACCUAGUGCUUAUAGCCAGUCCUUGAACCCAUUGGUUGGGCGGCCUUUGGCGCUUGCCAACAUGGGCUGGUCACUGAAGCUGGCGACCAAUCCCAACCGAAACGAGUCGGAUCUGAAGAAGCAGAAUCAGGCGCAGCGCCAUCGUCCUUAUCUUGAAGGCGAGGGCACUAAGCAAUAUAGGUUUGCGCUCAAGUUUGGAGACGACGGGCUAGUGGGGUACUUCAAGACGCUUAAGACCGAUGAGAUAUCCAAGGCCGAUGUGCCCAUAGAGCCAGGACAUGAUCUUGAUCUUGAUACAUUCUACACGUAUUUCCACAGCAAAAAAGUGCGCGAAGAUGGCCGACCUCUAUCACCCAUCGACGCUACCAAAAACCCAGAUCUACCGGCAUUUUGGCUGGACCCCAUGGACUACGACUCCUCCAAGACAACUACCAACUGGGAAGAGGUGUCUCGGCGCUAUGAGGCUGACCGUAACCGGCAACUACAAAUUUUUGGUGCGCUUUUCGAUCCCUUCGCCCCGAUAACGGGGUUCUGCAGCAUCCUCCCUAAGCGGCGGCUCAGUCUGGCACCCUGGGCUUGGGAGACAGCGCUCAAGCGCAUGACAACCUUCUUUCAUGCGGGCCGUAAAUGGUGA
Molecule: messenger RNA, 1155 nt
Organism: Penicillium odoratum
Lineage: Eukaryota; Fungi; Ascomycota; Eurotiomycetes; Eurotiales; Aspergillaceae
Exons: 1
Coding region: 1-1155 (384 amino acids)
Source: RefSeq, a predicted model, not a curated record